Paramacrobiotus metropolitanus is the source of this 2419-nucleotide messenger RNA. RefSeq lists its product as uncharacterized. The transcript is spliced from 9 exons. Lineage: Eukaryota; Metazoa; Tardigrada; Eutardigrada; Parachela; Macrobiotidae. Bases 421 to 2124 code for a protein of 567 amino acids. The record is from RefSeq and is a predicted model, not a curated record.
UUCACACCAUUCGCAGUUUGCCAAAGUUGAAAGUUUCUCGUUUAUUGAAGUGUUUUAUUGCGAGUAGUCGUUAGGGUUCUUCGUAGUCUUUUAAUUCAGUUUAGAGUAUUACUUUCAGAUUUUGCGAGGAGAAUAUUUUCAGAAGGGAUUUUAUUAUCUAUUGGAUCCGUUAAUCCGUUCCGCCUGUUUCUUAAUGGAUGGUUUAAUCGAUCGCUCGCCAAAUUAAAACAACCUGAAUUUUCAUCAUCAACCUGCGGGUUUUAUUUUUGUUCCUUGUUAACAACUUUCUGUUUGUUAUCUUGGGAUUUUGGAAGCUUAUUAUAAUUAUGGGAUUUGCCCAGGCCCACCGUGCCCAAGCGGAAUAUUCCUCUCCCAACUCUUUCUUGACGCAAUGCGCAGCGUGAUACCAUCUCCUCCAGCAUGCCGCGCCAGAAACUCUAUUUAUCAGCCCCUGUGGAGCGGAUGGACGUGGACGGGGCCGACGCCUCCGACGGGGUCCCCGACGCCCCCGCCACCCGUGCCGCCCUGGUGAACGGGCGUCUGCGCGCCAGCGAGGAGUCCAGCACGCACUACGAGGAAUCCUCCGGAGCCACCACCUCCAGCGCCGACGCCCCCGACGCCAACACCAGCGCCACCUCCAACGGGUUUAUCGAGCCCGCGCCCCCGGUCAAUGGUGUGGGGCGGUCGGAGGCCGGGGCCCCGGGGGCUGGGGGCGGCGUUGGCGAGGGAGGGAUGCUUGGGGCGUAUCGGCCCAGUAUCUCCCAGGAGGUGUUUGAGAAGAUCCGGGAGAGGAUCGUGGCCAGUAAGGAGCGGGAGAAGCAGAGUCUGGCUAAGCAGAUUCUGCGGAAGGAGGAGGAGAAGAAGAAACUGGCACGGGAUCGCGAUGCGGCGGCCGAUCUGGAGAGCAAGAUGGCCAAACUGCGUGACAGCAUCAAGCAGGAGAAAGCCAAGCAGAUGAAGCUCUUCACGCAGAUGAAGCAAGCCAAGAAUAAUGAGGAAUCCCUGAAGAAGCAGCAGAAGGACGCCAAGGAUCGCGGCCGGGAGAUGACGAGCAGUAUGAGUAUGCCGCCGCAGCAUCACUCCUACGCCAACGCCUCCAUGCUCAUCUCCCAAACCAAUCCCGCCAUGCGACCGCGCCUGCUGAAUUAUCCACCGAUGAAUGUCCCCAUGGGCGCCAUGGUGCACCAGAACAACACCCACCUGGAACCCCACCAGCCGCAUGGUCAGAAGAGGCAGCGCAGCGUGUCCCCCGGUGUCGAGCGUAUCGCGCAGCAGCAGCAACAGCAGCAGUCCCAUGCGCACGCGCAGGCGGUCCUUUCGGGGUCCUCCCGGCAGCAGCAGCCGCCGCCCUCCGCCCACGAUGUCAUGCGCAGCCGCGCCCCCUCCACCGGUGGUCCGCCGCCGCAGUCGGUCUCCUCCAAGAUUCCCCGGCCUAGUAUGAUGCCCCCGAAUGAGUCACCGCAUUCUGGACGCAGCGCCAAAUCGCCACCGAAGCCGACAUCCACCGUGUCGUCGAUGAACCAGAGCGGCGGCUCGGUCAGCACGCCGAUGCAGGUGGCCGGCCUGGCCGGCUCCUACGGCAACAACGCCGCGGCCUACUCGACGCUGGGCAGCCAGGUGUACUGUCUCGUGCCCAACAUGCUGGGCGCCGCGGCCGGCGGGGUGGCGCCGCAGUUAAUGCUGCAGAAGCCGGAGAAUAUCGCCGCAUUGUCACCGCAGCAGCAGAGUAUUAUGGCCCAGCAGAUCCAUGCCAUGAACGCCAGUAAUCCCGAGUACAUGCGAGCGCUGCAGCAGGCGCUGGAGACGCAGCAGCAACAGCAGAGUGUGCGGGCCGCCGGCGAGGCCGCCGCCCUGUACCGGCACUACGGGAUACAGCCCGGCGCCGUCAUCCAGCAGCCCAUGCUCAUGCGCGCCGGCCUGCCCUCCAACGCCGGCGGUGCACAGCUCAACAGUCCCGCCACCUCUGCACAAAUGCCCGAUGGAUCUCAAAGGGUUGGGAGUAUUAUGACGGGAGUGCCGGUGUUCGGGCCGGGUAUGGCCGGCAGUCCGUACGGCGGGGGCGCCGCGACGGCCUCCUCCGCCCCGGGAUCCGCCGGCAACAUACAUUCACGGGUGCCAUCGUAGAAUCACACAGAGUCUGUUUUGUUGCGUUGAUGCUGAGCUGUUGUUGUUGUCUGAUCGGUUGAGCGGCGAACACCCUGUGCUGAUCGAUUGCCGUCCCCCCCUGCCAGAAUGUCUGGCAGAGACUGAUUGUGCGUGUGAAAGAGAGAAAACUGAGAGCAGUUGUGCUGGUUAGUGUCGAUGUGGUUAUUUAACUGGCCAGUUGUGGCUCUCUCUCUCUCUGGUUGUUGUGGAGAUGUGGGAAAAAUUUGGGAAAACUUGCCAUUGAUAUUUCUGCAGAAUGGUCAAAAUAAAAAAA